Molecule: messenger RNA, 227 nt
Organism: Paramuricea clavata
Lineage: Eukaryota; Metazoa; Cnidaria; Anthozoa; Malacalcyonacea; Plexauridae
Source: the annotation of a GenBank genome assembly
GGGGGUUAUCAAAAGCAGCAAGAUGCUUUAACAACAUGUUUCACGAUUGAAGAAGUUAUUAAUCAAUGUUUGGAAGAAAAUGAAAAAGUCUAUGUUGCUUACAUGGACAUUAGUAAAGCUUUUGACACGAUGGGGAUCAAUUUUAUGCUUUUUAAAUUGUAUCAUAACAAAGGCAUCUGUGGUGAAGCCUGGCGACUUAUUAGAAACUGGUAUAUUGAUAUGGCAGA